GUAGGGUCAAGUAGAUAACAUCUGCAAUAUGAAGAGCUUACUCAACCUUCGUUCAGUGUCAUUUAAACAAUAUCAGUCUUUCACAUGACGGUUAUCACCCUGAAAGGUGGUCUGCACAGUUCAGUGCCGUGGACAUUGUGUGCUGGUGCUGAUCUGGUUUAGCUCCGCUCGGAAAUAGAACUGUUGCCAUCUGUUAGUAGUUAGCUAAGUGUUAGUUGAGAUAAUGGGGCCUUUACACAUGUAUACAUGUUGACCAAGCAAAUUCCCCCACCUGUGUUGUGUGUGUUUAGACAGCUGCCCCCACCUCCUCCAUUCUGUCAUACACUACUUUAGCUGUCAGCUGCUUUGUGUGGGUAUAUUCAAUACACUUGGGCCAAAUAAGACAACAGCUGACUUCAACAAGGUCAACACAACCCUUUUACAACCCUUGUGGAGUUUUCCCUGGAUAUUGUGGACCCCAUAAAGAAAACGUGUGUGCCAGCAUUCUCAGUUUUGUAGACAAUACAUUAAUGAUUGCAGCUAUCGAAUAUUUUAGUAAUCGAGUAUUCUACUUAGAAUUCCUUUAGUUAAUCAAAAUAAAAAAAAUUUUUUGCUUGGUUAAAGAGCAAUUAUAAAUACACAAGAAAAAAUAAGGCAUUUCACUUAAUAAUGAACAACCAGUUGGUUUAAAACUUUUUUUUUUAAGAUAUAAUUUUAUUUCUUAAAUUCACAUUGUGCACAGGAACAAACUGUAUUUUCUUGGGUCUGAUGGUCUACCUUAUGGUGCUUUUUAGAUAAAUGUAUCCAUCCGAAACUGUGAUGAUUUGCUGAAAAAGGAGAGAAAUAAAUAGUUAAUUGACAUUACUAAGACUAAAUUGCAUAUUACAUUACAGUAUGUUGAUGGCUGUGCAUAUAUAAACCCUGAAUGUAGACAGGCUGACUAGAAAUAAGACAAAUAUUCUUCAUACGAUUUUGAGUUUUGCAGUGUUCAAACUCAAAUGGAAGACCCUUACUGUAGUGGAACACAUUACGCUCAACCAAGGGAGUGAGACACACAUUUCCCUGUUCCAUUACAGUGUUGUCUGCUAAAAAUGACCAGCCACUGAUUAAAAUGUUAUUUUCUAUUUUCUUAACUCUCAAUGCUGUCUUAUUGCACUUAACUGUAAGGGCACACCAUCGAUAGUAUUCAUAAUUAGGAGAAACCUAGCCGUAAACAUGGCUAACAAUAUGUUAGUAAGGUACAUCAUUAAUCUCAUUGGUUUGUGCUACGUUCAUUUUACCAUAUCUCGGGUCUUUUGCUCCAUUCUGGGAGUCUAUCGCGUUACAAUGGUUACCCGUCGGUGUUUAACUUGCUAUUUAGUUUGAAACACACUUUCAGCAUUUCCUGUCUUUUUUUAAAUUUUGUUUUCCUUGUCUUUUGUCGUCUUGUCGUCUGUGUUGUUUUAUCUUGUCUCGUCCAUCUUCCCGCUCCUUCAAACAAACAUCUGCUCCUUCCUCUGUGUGGGUGACAUAAAAUGCUUUGGUGAUGUAAGCGUACAUGACAAUUCUUCAAGGCAGAUAAAAUUCCUUUAUUAUUUUUUGUGAUUAUUUUUUGUAAUCAAGGUACUCAAAUUACUCAAGGAAUUGUUUCACCCCUUAAUGCGUUCAAGUGUUACUGGCGCCACUGAAGAGGAAAGAAGUCAUGCUUUGACAGUCUCAAGUGUAAAAUAAUGGAUCGAGUUGCUACCAGCUUAGAUUUCACAACUUUAAUGUAGACUUUGUAGUUUAGGUUUGUCUUUAAGGGUGUCACACACACACACACACACACACACACACACACACACACACACACACACACACACACACACCUAGAGUCUUGUCAACAUGAUGAGCAUUUAAUGGCUUUGUUCGUUUUUUUUGUUUGUUUUUUUUUGCUUCAUAACACCCGAGUAUGUGUGCAUUUGAGAUUCUGAACAGGUCAGAUGGGUUAUGUUGGGUAGUUGCCAUAGUAAUGGCCAUGUUGUAAUUUUUCUGGUAUCAGGGCGCUAGAUCUACUUGUGUGCUGGAGGUUUGUAACAAAGUAGCUAAAUAAUUGUUAAAAUUGCCCCCUUCUGUGUUUCUUUGCUCAGCUUUAGACUGAAUAAGUGAUGAUAAGCCAAAGAGGAAAACUUUACUGAUCAGUCCAGACUUAAUAAAGGAAAUCAUCACUGAAAUUGAUAUUUUUAAACUUACAAUGUUACAUAUACACAAUUUAAAAGUAUUAUGAUGACUUCAGUUUCAUUCAUUCAGUUCCCAUCACUGCUUAUAGGAAAUAUAUGCAUGUAGAAUGUAAACAUGGCAAUGUACAGCCUCGGAGAAGACCUUUUACUUUUGAAGCUGUUCUCUAUGAAAAGAGACUGCUGGUAUGUGCGGAUGGCAGACAACACAAAAAGAAGCCAGUAACACAAUUACAACAUGUUGCCAUAAUCAGCUGAUUUCAAUAACGUGUUCCUCCUCUUCUCCUCUGUGGUGCUCACAUGUGACUUUGUUGCCCUGGCAACCGAGGAACAGUUGACGUCUUUGGCAUCAUGGGGCUUUCAAAGCUUACACACAUCACAAGAUGACCUGCUGAGGUGCUGACUAGUCAUAAUGGAGGUUUCCUAAGGUCACUUGUAUUUUCUAAAGGAUGGCACAUGUAAAGAAACAGACUAACUGGUCGAUGAAUCAGUCAAUAAGUGGGUCUAUAGAAGGAGAUGGGAAGACUGAUGAGGGACGCUGUUGUUGCUGAUUCACACUAGGCCUGUUGUCAGUGAAAAUGUUGUAUUAGACACCCGAAACAGACAAACCGAUUUCUGUGGAGCAACCCAGGAGCUAAACACAAACACAUACACCUACACACACUGCCCUUGAAUGGGCCACAUUAUUAGCAGGAGGAGAGCGAGGCUGGAAAGUCUGGCUUCAGUGGGGAAGGUGAACAGUUUGUUCUGUGUCUUACAGGGAGGCGCCACUUUGGAUGUUGGAGGGAAAUUAUGAACAACGAGUGCAGCUUAUUUUCCAUUAACCUUUCCAUAGAGAGAGAGAGAGAGAGAGAGAAAAAAAAAGAGUCCAGUGUCUCUGGUGCUACCAAGGAGAUUGGUUCAGCAUUAACCAGAAUGUGUAUGAGACACCGCAGCAUCGAGUCCAAACUCAAAGUCUUCACCACAGCUCUCUCAGAAAGUCUCAUAACACCGUUAGAGCUGAAGAUGGAGGAGUGGAGGAAAGCGGCUAGUCAACUCGACAAAGAUCACGCAAAAGAGUACAAAAAGGCGAGAGCAGACAUCAAGAAAAAAUCGUCAGACACCGUCAAACUGCAGAAGAAGGUGAAGAAAGGCAAGGAUGAAGCGCGUGGCCAGCUGGACAGCGCACUGCAGGACGUCAACGUGCGAUACGCUGUUCUGGAGGAGACCGAGAAGAGGGCGGUGUGCAGAGCUCUUGUAGAGGAAAGAGCUCGCUACUGCAGCUUUGUUAGCAUACUGAAACCUGUGCUGGACCAUGAGGUAAACAUGCUGGGUGAGGUGACCCACCUGCAGACCCUCUUGGAAGAUCUCACCAACUUGACAGCUGAGCCCAAUAAACUCCCACCAGCCAGUGAGCAGGUGAUUUUGGAUCUGAAAGGUUCCGACUUCAGCUAUACCUACCAGACGCCUCCAGCCUCUCCUGGUAGCACACUGUCCAGGAAGAGCAGCAUCAGCAGCUACCAGUCCGGAUCAGUGAGGCACGUUCCUUCUUUGGACUCCAUCACCUUUGCUAUGGAUGGAGUGCACAUGCAGCACGGCUCCUCUCCCUUUCUGAUGAUGGGCUGCGAUGAAAGCGGGCGGUCCCUCAGUGAAGGGAACUCCCCCUCUCGCUUCGGCCGCCAGGGCAGCCGCAGUCGCUGCGGUUACGCCUCUGGGCCCGGCCGCCGCCCGGCACUCGGCCACCGUGUGAGCCGCAGGGAUAUGAACACCGAUGCAGUCAGCUCUACCAAUCAGCUUGCUUUCAUGGGAGCAGCAGGUGAGAAUGGUCUCCUCGUCCCUCCGCAAAGUGCUUACACUCAGCAUGGGGAGAGGGUUCGAGCCAUGUCUGCAUCAGGCAAGUCUUGCUCUGCUCGGGAUCAGCUGGCCUUGACACUGGGCGUGUUAAAUACGGAUGCGCCACGGAGCAGCCGGGACUCACUGCACUGUUCCAGCGGUUACAGCACGCAGACUACCACACCGUCCUGCUCUGAAGACACCAUCCACACACAUGCUCUAAAGAGAGACCCUAACCUCCAUGUGUUGCAAAAUGCAUUCGACUACGAGUCCAUUUCCCUCCACGGGGACACUGACUCCAUCUCCCUGAAUCACCUGUCACACAGCAACAGCCAGUCGGACUUUGACAAGUCCUCGACCAUACCGAGGAACUCCGAUCUCAGUUUCCAAUAUAGGAAGUUUGCUCAGUCCAAGCGCCCCGCCUCCACUGUUAGCCUACUGGCCGAGAAUGAACUGAUGGGCGCAUCUGUCCACCAGCUGCCGUCCCACACAGCAACGAUCAGACGCAAGCCGUCGACCAAGCCGGCGUACCGCAGAGGCACCAUCAGCGGAGGGGUUCCCAUCCCCAUCUCCACACCACAGGUUCCCCUCAAAGCAGUGGCUGGAAAUGGCGGCAGCGAGGAGAACAUCUUCAUUGUGCCCUCUGCAGGAGGAGUGGGAGGUUUGGGUCACAAUAAACUCUGCACUUCCACACAGAGCCUCAGCGCCCUGCCACCCUCCUCUUCCCCAUACUACCAGCUGGUCCCAGGUCAGAUGCCUAUCCCUGUGCCUGUACCCACCGUGCCAUCCAUGCCACCAGAGGUCGGCUUUGCCAAGCAGCAGCAACAGAGACAGUACCAGCAACAUCUUCACAUCCAGCAACUAAACCAACAGCAGCAGCAGCAGCAGCGUAGGCAGCAGCAGGUCCACAUUGAGCAAUUUCAUCAUGAACAGCAGCUCCAGAACCAGCUUCAGAUCCAGAACCAGCAGCGCAAACAGAUGCUCUUCCAGCAGCAGCAUGAAGCCCAGCUUCAGGCCCCCGUUAUCCAGCGAGAGGACUCCAGCCUCGACUACAGUGCUCAGAACCAGGUUGCUCUGCCCUCCACCCCGGACCAGGACCUGGAGCUCCUGACACAUGAAAGGGGUGAAAGAGACAUGCUGAACCUGAUCAGGGGUGUAAAGCUUAAAAGGACCCUCACCAACGAUCGCUCGGCCCCGCUGCUGCCCCCGCCUGCCAAUCACAACUGAGGCUGGAUGAUAGAGACGCUGGCUGUCGUCUUGUGUGUUUGACUUGUUUGACCUUCAACACUAUCUUCGGACUACUUGCUGGAACUCUUUUAUUUGCUUAAGUCAGAUCGUGCAGUGCGCAUUUCGUUCCUUCAGUAUAAUCUCUAGUUGCCUUCAUUUGCCUAUUUUGUGCUUAUUGCUUCAUGUUUGCUUUUUAAUUGUGGACACAGUUUGACUCAUGAAACACUUUUGCGAGGAGUCACUUCCUGUGGCGAUGAUAUCCGAAAGGAAGCUGUAGAUGGGUCAGAUCCUCUGCUGCCCUGGGUGUGUUUGAUAUGCUAUUUCCCAGAGUCCCGGAUAGGUGGGGUUAAUUGUAAAGGAAGUCUUUUGGUUUGGUUGCAUCUCAAACUGAUGCUGUCAUGUGACUGUGGAAUAAAAAUGUUGACUGAACCUGAGGGAUGUGACUGAGGCUAAUGUGGAGGCCGAUAGGGAGCGAGGUGAUGCUGUCCAGUCCUCAUAGGACAGGCGCUUCCUCUGAAAUGUUGAGUUAAUCGUUUUUGGACGGAACAGGAUACUUACUGUAAGCAAUGAGCGAUGUAGAAUGAAAAACUAUUGAUGCAAGCAUGUUGGCAUUAGAGAAGCAGUUUUUUUUUAUUUUUAUUUGAUUUGCUUAUGUCAUAGCGGGCUAUGAGAAGCACAACCAAAGUGAGUCAGGUCCCUGGUGGUGAAUUCCACAAGCACCAAAUGUGUAAAGAUUCAUUUGCUGUGACGUCGACAGGACUGGUGUACUCACUUUUACCACAAGAGGGCGCACGUGGCUCAGCCGCUGAUAAUGUAGUUGAGUCCUUUUGGCCGAAAUACAUGACAGGGCAAGGAGAGAGUGUUGCAUACUUGGACAGUAUGAGAAACUACAUUUGGCACUCCUUUGUGCAAGUGACAAGGAGACGGAGCUGUUUGAAAACUCUAAAAUGCUAAACUAAAUGUCUUUCUGCUGCAGUCCAUAAGAGGUUUAGCUGCUUUUUGUUUGACAGUUUUAAUUUCAGCAGUGUGUGGGUUUGAUUGUCAGUCCAGUGGGCGAGACACUAGUUUGGAUUUAGUCUAAUGUUAUUUUUGCCACAAGAAGUUUCUAGAUUGAGAUGCUGACAUACUGUGAGCAUCCUUGGUUACGGCGCUGUUGCAUGCUGGGAAAUAACUUUGCUGGCUUUCUUCUCUGGACUGCUGAAUGAUUGUUGUUAAUAUUUCUAUGAUCAGAUUGUACAUAAUCCUGAUUGAGAAGUCCUAUCGAAUUUCUGUACACACAUUGUGUUUUUGUGCAUGUGACCCAUCAGAUGACGCCCUGCAACCGCCACACGUUUUAAUUUUUAUAAGAGCUUUAAACAUGUUGGAAGCUGUCUGCGACCUAUAGAGGACACAAACCAACAGAAUGUACUUUUAUUUCUUCUUAAGUCUUCUUGAUGCGGUCAUGCGCCUUGUGGGACCAGAUAAUUAUAUUGACAGUGCUCAUCAAACUACUGGUGUUGUCUUUUCUUUGCCAUUUGUUUUGAGCCUUUGAGCCUAAGUAUCUCCACAUAUCGGUGUUUUUUCGUAAAGAUGAUUCAAGUUUACAAAGUGAAUCAAGAUCUCAUCUACCGCAUUGAAUGAGAUCCAAAAAUGCCUUUACAGAGAUCAAAAAUGCGCACAGAGAGGUAUACAUGUAUAGUGUUUAUUAAUGUGCUCCUAGUUUGCAGGACAUUGUAUGUUUAAUUUCAUCCUUUGUGGAGCUAAAGACAAAGUUACAUGUAUAAUAAUCACAUUUAUUAUAAGAUCCAUACAAGAACAAUCAAGUUCAUAGCAUUAUCUGUAGUCAGUUUUUUAUGUAGCUCUUGCAUUCAAUGUCAUUAGAUGGUGCAUUAUCCGGCUAUUUAGCGCAAUGUUGUGUUUAUAGAAAGAUGGAAGGGGCAAUGAGUAACAGCAGCAACAGGUGGAGCAGUAGAGGAGUGACUCAUCUCUCCUUUUGUUGACAAUCCGACCUCGCAGACUCACAUCUGCUUCAUUGUGCCAUCAACACACACACACACGCACACACUUACCGAACAACUUGCUCAUCAUUACCCAACAUUAUAGCCUGUAAUGUUUCUUAAAAUAGCAUCGUAAUGAAUGCCACUGAGCAGCCCCUCUAGAACCCAGGCCCCUGUCCAAAGAUGUCCCUGAAGAUGAGCAUCCGUCCUUGAAAUCACAUGUUGGAAUGUUGCGGUCACUUUGUUUACAGAGAACGAUAACACACACGCACAGAGGUCGGUCCAGCAUGAGUCAGGCCGGCCCAGAUUCCACUUACUGCCUUGUGACUCGCGUCGACGUCACAGUGACUAGGCACUAUUGGUGGGUCAGGUGUGUUGCAGCAGGAUUGCACCAGCUGCACUUCCCUGGCUUCACCUGCAGAGGGCGUAGCAGGCCACAACGAACCCCCCAUCCUACUCAAUCAGCGUUUAACGACACGUGGCAGAGGGUCUGCGUGGGGACUUGGGAGUUUUUUUUUGUUGACACUGUGCUUAAAAAGUGUAUAUCUUUAUCUGCUGUCUUGCUGUUGUGUCGUCUGUAAAAAGAAAUAAUCUGUUCUAGAGUCAAAUUGUGGCCAUUCCAAAACCUUUAUUAACUGUACAGGCACAAGUCACAAUGAAACAUACAAGUUACAUCGUAGCUGUCAGACAAGACAACAAUUCAACACACACAAUGACCAAUUGUUGAAAGUGUACCUCACGCAUGUUAUUUUUCAACAUUAUGUGUCACACAGUGUGACGCACUGUGAAUUUCUCAUGGAGAUCAAUAGACUUAUCUAUCUAUCUAUCACAAGUCUAAAUAGAAGUUACCACUUGGCCAGUUAACCACUAAUAAUAGUCAUAAAUGUCAUUAAAAACAAUAAACGUCUAUAUUUGACGACCCAUGUCAAAGAGGUGCCUCACGAAACUAAUUUGUCAACAUUCAAGUAUACAAAGAAGUAAGGCAGUCUUAAUAAUCACUUGAAAAGAGCCUUUAUUUAACUUUGCUAACAAGUGAUCGCAAAAAACAAGCAGUUCGUGCUGUUGGAGCACUUUGAUUUGUUUUGUGCGAUUUUAAAGGCGUAUUUUCCUCCCCCACAGUCAUUCACUCCUAUCUCCAGCACAUGAGGCGUCUAUCUUUAUAUACACACUUACAUAUAUUUUAUUAUGGCGUUUCCGUUCCUCCGGUGUUUACCACCAUAAAACACUCCAGCCAGCCCCGAGAGAGUGCCGUAGUGCCGCCUGAUCACACGGCGGUGGUAACGAACUCAAGGUUAGAUGAUAAUGUUGCACAUCCAGUCCCUGCUGGCCCUGCCCACCCAUUAUCAAAAACCAAACAGCGGCACAACAAAAGGAAGCAGAAAGGCCAGCGUGUGCAAGACUUGUUUGCGGAGAUAACGGCAUAACGCUCGGAAACUCACACUGGCAUUUUACUGCAUUUUACAGUGUGGAACUUUUCAGGCACUUUAAAUUCUGACUUUACAAAGAUAUGAAUUGAUUGACACUGUAGGUGUCAUUUAAUAAUAUGUUUAUUGUAGUGCACUAAAUAAGGUAACCAAAAAUAUUAAGAAUGCCUCUCGGCAUGAUGUCGUGCCGUAGUGCACCAAUGUCAACUGCUACCAUCCUACUGGCUACAUUUUUAAACAAAGGCUGUAUUUUUGAUCCACUUCUUGUAUUGGAUCUCAUUAGGUUGCGCAAGGGUACCUAAUGUUGUGGCUAGUAAGCCCUCCUGCCCUCUUUCAUUUAUAAUACAAGUAAAUGAUGUAAACGCAUGAUCAAACACAUUCACACACUGGAGAGGCACACACUUCCCGCCAAACCUGGCCUCUGGGUCAGACAUUCCCCGGGAGAACAUGCCGCAUCUUUCAGUGGGCCCUCGCCAUGGCAACCGUCCGUCUCAUGUUGCCAGCUCGUCACCUCACGACAGUGACACGCGCGCACACACACACACACACACACACACACACGCAUACACACAUGUUGUGUUUGGUGUCUCACUUGUUGUCGUCCACGUUUCCACACUCUUAAAGCAAGUAUUACUCCGUGUGAAGCUGCGCGAGAGCUCAUCAGGAAAAUGUUAAUGUUGAAGAACAAACAAUGGGGUCAGCUUUGCCCUGCAGUACAGCUGUGUGCCUCAAGUGGCAGUAGUGAGUCACUGCACGGAAAGUUGUGGACUAACCGAAGCAAACUGAGUUUGAGAUGAUGUAAGAGCGCUGUCAUCACGCAAUGAAUACCGGCCACUCGAUCGGUUCUGCGCCUGUGCAGAACGCGUCUACAUCCGUCUGCAUCCUAUUUUUCAGCAGUCACAUGUUAGGCACGAGCUGAAUCCUCUAGAUUAAUCCAUCAUUGCAUUCUGCUUAUGGUUGUUUACAUUCAAUUAUAACUGCAUUUUAUGUGUUUUAUGUCAGCUGGGAUAGGCUCCAGCAUGCCCCCGCGAAACCUAAUGAGGAGAAGCGGUAUAGAAAAUGGGUGGCUGGAUUAUUCUAUUUAUUUAUGUUUUAGCCGUGUCCGCAUAUGACGUUUACGUCUGCGCUUACGUGCAUUGCCUACCUUUUUACGUAGCUCAGUCUUGGUGGAUAUCAUGGACGAUAGAGACAUCCGCAUGCUAACAAACUCUUUUAAUAAGAGUCGCUAAUAAAAUAACCCCCCAAUACAUAUAUGAAGUAUGGUUAUUGACCAUUUGUGUUCAUACAUUUAAAAAAUAAUUACCACAGCACGUGACGUCGCAGAAGCGCCGUCGUAAAAGAGGAAGUGGAGUAGAUUGCAUUUCUGGUGCAUAUUGCGUAAUGACAAGCUCUACCCUUACUUACAGCAGUUCAUGCUAACAGGUUAGCAUUCCCUUCUUUAGCAAACCUAGAGCAGACGCCUCAUCUGUACAGGGUGUACGCUGCCCCCUGCUGACUUGGAGAGUGUAAUACAAUGACAUACGAAUUUUGUCUUUACGGCACCCGCAUUACAAUGUUUCUAACUUGAGUUUUCGGAGUACCGUGCACAGGACCCUUAAGAGUCAAACAGAAUCCAUUCUAAGGGGCUUUUCCGCUUUUGAUUUGUUGGGAAUUUGCAAUAUAUUCCUCAUAAUGGAAAUAUACUGUAGUUGUUCAUCUCUAUGGGUAAUGUUCAUGGUAGUUAGAGGGCUUGAUAAAUAUGUUUAUUAUUAUUAUUAUUAGUGUAAAGCAAUAAAAAGCAUAAUAAAAAGCGUGUCGUUGCCAUAUUUUUUACAUUUUAAGCCACAUGUUUGGGCAGAUAUGCUUUUGUUACUGUUUCACGUUGGUAUUAUUAUUUUAAAGCUACAUUGUUUAAUGACGAUGUACUGUACGUGGUGAAAUACUACAGUACUAUUGUGUUUCAUUGCAGAUUGGGGGUCUGUUUUGAC
Messenger RNA from Dunckerocampus dactyliophorus (ringed pipefish), 10580 nucleotides. RefSeq names its product MTSS I-BAR domain containing 1 (gene mtss1). The record is from RefSeq and is a predicted model, not a curated record. NCBI's taxonomy places the organism in Eukaryota, Metazoa, Chordata, Actinopteri, Syngnathiformes, Syngnathidae. Gene Ontology annotation, biological process: cell projection assembly; plasma membrane organization. Bases 2967 to 5213 code for a protein of 748 amino acids. Gene Ontology annotation, cellular component: actin cytoskeleton; cytoplasmic side of plasma membrane. Gene Ontology annotation, molecular function: phospholipid binding; actin binding. The transcript has 14 exons.